Messenger RNA from Echinostoma caproni, 438 nucleotides. The record is from the annotation of a GenBank genome assembly. Lineage: Eukaryota; Metazoa; Platyhelminthes; Trematoda; Plagiorchiida; Echinostomatidae.
AUAAUAACACUCACCAAAAGUACACUGGAUACUCACAAGCGCAGCUCCGACAGAGAACACAGUGAAUCCAGCACAAAAAAGCACAAAGAACAGGCUGACACUACUGUGCUUGACCGAGGAGAGCACANGAAAUCAUAUCCUGUUAUAACGCCAGCACCUGGCUUGCCCCCUUUUACUUGUUUAUUACCACAGGUGCACAGACGAAUGGAGAAUCUGCAUGCUUUGAUUGAAUCAUUCAGUCGUGUACGUGACAUCGAGAAAGCUCUACUCAUCUUCUCUGUGGACUUCAUUUCUGAUGAUGUCAUCACUCUAGUUCGGUCCAUUUCCUAUUCUCGGACUGUCCUUAUCUUUUUUCCUCACAACACCCAAAUAUUCCCGGAUUUAUUUCCCGGCCGUGAUCCGUACAACUGUGGAGCAAAUGCGACGAUACAGCAGUAA